Molecule: messenger RNA, 1917 nt
Organism: Oryza brachyantha (malo sina)
Lineage: Eukaryota; Viridiplantae; Streptophyta; Magnoliopsida; Poales; Poaceae
Product: heat stress transcription factor A-4d-like
Exons: 3
Coding region: 323-1642 (439 amino acids)
Biological process (GO): regulation of transcription by RNA polymerase II
Cellular component (GO): nucleus
Molecular function (GO): DNA-binding transcription factor activity; RNA polymerase II cis-regulatory region sequence-specific DNA binding
Source: RefSeq, a predicted model, not a curated record
GUGACAAAACACACGCACGCACACCCGCCGCCUCCUUUUCGAUCUUGCACCUGCACGGCUGCGUGGAUCUGCUCGCCUCUUGUGCCUAGAAAAGAGUUGGCGUUCGAUCGGAAAGUUCAAGGUCGGUGUGAUUCUCGCAGCUCGGUGAGAAUUUGCGCCGCGGUUCAAUGUGAGAUUUGGCCCGGGGCGAGUUGGAUUUUUGGCGCCGUGUCCUUUCAGGUGGUUGCGACUUGGUUCCUGGGAGCGAAGCGGCGUUAAGACCGGUGAGCUCGUUCUUGCGUCCAUCCAUCGAGCGGCUGCUGGUUUGAGAAUUUGAGGAGGCAUGGAGAGCUCCCACUCCGGCGGCGGCGGCGGCGGUGGCGGUGGUGGGCCGCCGCCGUUCUUGAUCAAGACGUACGAGAUGGUGGAGGACGCGACGACCAACCACGUCGUGUCGUGGGGCCCCGGCGGCGCCAGCUUCGUCGUGUGGAACCCGCUCGACUUCUCCCGCGACCUGCUGCCCAAGUACUUCAAGCACAACAACUUCUCCAGCUUCAUCAGGCAGCUCAACACCUACGGGUUUCGAAAAAUCGAUCCGGAGAGAUGGGAGUUCGCGAACGAGGAUUUCAUACGAGGCCAAACACACCUUCUGAAGAACAUCCAUCGACGCAAGCCGGUGCACAGCCAUUCGCUGCAGAACCAGAUAAACGGGCCGCUCGCUGAAUCGGAGAGGCGCGAGCUCGAGGAAGAGAUCAACCGGCUCAAGUACGAGAAGAGCCUCCUGGUCGCGGAUCUCCAGAGGCAGAGCCAGCAGCAGUACGUGAUCAACUGGCAGAUGCAGACGCUGGAGGGCAGGCUGAUGGCAAUGGAGCAGCGGCAGAAGAACAUGGUGGCUUCCCUGUGCGAGAUGCUGCAGAGGCGUGCGGGCGGCGGGGUCGUGUCGUCGAGCUCGCUGCUGGAGGCCGACGACCACUUCAGCAAGAAGAGGAGGGUUCCGAAGAUCGACCUCUUCGCCGACGAUGGCGCCGCCGUGGAGCAGAAGGUGUUUGAGCUGCAGGGAAUCGGCGGCUCGGAGACACCAGGCGUAUCUCCGGUGUUCCCUGUGAAUGGUGAGAAUCUUGACAGGGUUGAGCUGAGCUUGGUCUCCCUGGAGAAACUCUUCCAGAGAGCGAACGAUGCGUGCACAGCUGCGGAAGAAAUGUACCAUGGUGGCACUGAACCCAGCACUGCUGUGACUCCUGCAGAGAUGAACACUGCACCAAUGGAAACUGGAAUCAAUCUUCAGUUAUUACCAGCCAGCCUCCAUUCCACUGAAUUCGCAGAGUCUCCUACUUUUGUCCACAGUCCAGAGCUGCCAAUGGCUGAGAUUCAUGAACACGCCCGCGUGACAGCUGAAGCUGAUGUGAAUUCAGAGAUCGCAUCCUCCACUGAUACUUCACAAGACGGCACGACAGAAACUGAGGCUUCGCUUGGGCCGACCAACGACGUGUUCUGGGAGCGGUUUCUCACCGAAACCCCACAAUCUUGUUUUGCUGGGUCAGAAAGACAGGACGACGCAAAGGAACGCUUGGACUGCAAUGGCUUCCGUCACCGGGAGAAAGUUGAUCAGAUCACCGAGCAAAUGGGGCACCUUGCUUCAGCCGAGCACACGCUGCGUACCUGAUGCAGUAAUACCAUUUCUUUGCACUGGUUUUUAAUUUGUAGUGCUAUGUAAAUUUGGUAAGACGGUAAAUUAUAGCUUAGAUCGCCUUAGGAGGCUUGUGUGUUCUUUUACAAGAUUUAUUCUACCCUUUUUUUAGAUUACGGUAGGCCUUACACAGUUUAUAAUCCUGAUGUAUCCGCUGACUUCUGUGCAUAUAAGAGUUUUUUGGAUACAACAGCAGAAUAUAUCCAUUUUUGUACUCCAUUUCCCUUUUCUGGGGCGCAAGAAUUUUAAAA